AUGCGCUUUUCAGCAGCCGACAGUCGGCGCUAUCGUCAACUGAGCAAAGGACAGAAAAAUUCUUCGGAUUCUCGCCGACUUCUGUCCCAGAAGCCAGAAUACGUCGUCACGACGGCGCUUCGGCGUCCCGAUCAGCCUGAGAAGUCAGUCUGGCGGCUGCUGCUGCUGGUUUCUUCCGUCUUCGUCAUGCUCGAAGAUGACAUUGUGACGAGGCCGGAACAUCACCUCGAGUCGGAAGGCUUGAUUCAGGUCCGGUCGACAGGCUCGUCUGCCCACCACGAGGGAACCAGGACGGCAGGACGGCAGCUACGACCUGAACAAGAUCUUCUGCAGUUUCGGUUUACGGCUUCUUUCGCGAUCGCCUCUUCCGGCGUCUGCGAAGUUGCAAUGAGCUUAUAUGUGCCGUGUCAGACCUCCCAGAUCAUACCUUCUAUGCUUUACUUGUUUGUUCGUGUUGUCGCUGUGAGUCUUAUGUGUCGAAAUGAAGCAGCAAACAACGCGUGUCUACCGGAGGGUACCAGCAGAUGA
Messenger RNA from Protopolystoma xenopodis, 528 nucleotides. Lineage: Eukaryota; Metazoa; Platyhelminthes; Monogenea; Polystomatidea; Polystomatidae. The record is from the annotation of a GenBank genome assembly.